CUGCUUAGUGCCGUUAUUUCUCCUCUAGUGUCCGAGAUGGAAUUGUGACGAAGACAGAGAUUGAUAGCCUGAUAGGAGACCUCCUCAUCUUCUACCUUCAUUUUGGUUUCUCUUUUCCUCUAUUAUCUCUGAAAAUCUGAUUCAGAAUCUAUCUGGGCCUUUCUUCCUGAUCGAUAUUAAAGGCGGUGAAAAGAGGGAGAGAGAGAUCUGAAAUGGCGACAUUUGCAGGAACAACUCAGAAAUGUAAGGCUUGUCAGAAGACGGUUUACUUGGUGGAUCAGCUCACUGCUGAUAACAAGGUCUAUCACAAGGCUUGUUUCCGAUGCCACCACUGCAAGGGUACCCUCAAGCUUAGUAACUAUUCCUCUUUUGAGGGCGUUUUGUAUUGUAAGCCUCAUUUUGACCAACUCUUUAAAAUGACGGGCAGUUUGGAUAAAAGCUUUGAAGGUGCUCCAAAAGUUUCAAGAACAGAUAAAUCGGUUGAUCAGGGUAAUGCCAACAAUAAAGUUUCAACUUUGUUUGCUGGAACUCAAGACAAAUGUGUUGCUUGCAAGAAAACAGUCUACCCAAUUGAGAAGGUUGCAGUGGAUGGCAGCUCAUACCACAAGGCUUGCUUCAAGUGCACACAUGGGGGCUGUGUGAUCAGCCCGUCUAACUAUGUUGCCCAUGAACACAGACUCUAUUGUAGGCACCACCAUUCUCAGCUCUUUAAGGAGAAGGGGAAUUUCAGCCAGCUUGACAAGAAUGAACACAGCAAAGGGAUGACUGAGAACACAGUGUCUGAGUGAUGCAUGGGAAUUAUGCAUAUUCUUCUCUUGGUGCAGUGGUCUAUGUCGUCUAUCGUAGACUCGAUGUACUGGUGUAAGACCACAUUUAAAGUUGGAUUGAUCAGCAUGAAUUGGAGGCAAUUAUUAAGUAUAUAACUAGGAUAUGGUCCUAGUUUUAUCUUUAUUAGGAGGUCUAUAUUCAAGAGAGGGAGGCUUCAGUUGUUGAUUCUUUUUGAUUGUGAGUGAGUUUGAAUGAAUUAAAGUUUAGGAGAAGCAGGUUCUAUUUAUAACAAUAAGUAGUAGUGCAAGGUCUUCCCUAGUUUGUGCCGGCCUUGGAAUAGGAUUUUUGUCAUAUCUAGUAGUGACUGGUUUGUUGUUGUAAACUUUGGAAUGCUUUCUCUUUCGAGUAAUAACCCUGCCUGUUUAUGUUUAUUUUC
Nelumbo nucifera (sacred lotus) is the source of this 1204-nucleotide messenger RNA. RefSeq names its product LIM domain-containing protein WLIM1-like. The record is from RefSeq and is a predicted model, not a curated record. Lineage: Eukaryota; Viridiplantae; Streptophyta; Magnoliopsida; Proteales; Nelumbonaceae.